This is a messenger RNA of Chaetomium globosum CBS 148.51, 735 nucleotides long. RefSeq lists its product as uncharacterized. The coding region runs from base 1 to 735 and encodes 244 amino acids. Gene Ontology annotation, molecular function: oxidoreductase activity. NCBI's taxonomy places the organism in Eukaryota, Fungi, Ascomycota, Sordariomycetes, Sordariales, Chaetomiaceae. The transcript is spliced from 3 exons. The record is from RefSeq and is a predicted model, not a curated record.
AUGAAGAUAUCAGGCCGAACCUUUAUCAUCUCCGGCGGCGCCUCGGGCCUCGGCCGCGCCUGCGCCCGUGACAUCUGCUCACUCGGCGGCCACGCGGCCAUCCUCGACAUGAACUCGGAACAGGGCUCCGCGCUGCAGCAUCACCUCGGCCGUGACAGCGGCGGCCGCCUGGGCGACCCAAAGCGGCAAGCCGCUGGGCGGGGUGAUCCCUCGCGGCGGGGGUGGGGCUGCCCGGGCUGGUGCUGGACCGGGACUUGCAGCCGGUGGGGCUGGAGGCAGGUGGAUUUUGUGCUGGGGGUGAAUCUGCGGGGACGUUGGAUCUGGUGCGGCAGGUGCUGCCGUAUCUUGGGGCGGGGCCCGGGGGAGGGGCCGGAUGGGGAGCGCGGGGUGGUGGUGAUGGUGUCGAGCGCGGCGGCGUUUGAGGGGCAGAUGGGCCAGGUGGCGUACGCGGCGAGCAAGGGGGCCGUGGCGGCCAUGACGCUGCCGAUGGCGCGGGAUUUGGCGCGGUUUGGGAUUCGCGUGGUUACGAUCGCGCCGAGCAUGUUCGAGUCGAAUAUGACGGCGCAUAUGUCGGAGAAGGUGCGCGUGGGGCUGAAGAAGGCGAUGGAGUUCCCCGCGCGGCCGGGCCAGCCGGAGGAGUUUGCCUCGUUGGUGCGGCAGGCGAUUGAGAAUGUCAUGUUGAAUGGGGUGGUGAUUCGGUUGGAUGGAGCGACGCGGAUGCCGAGCAAGCUGUGA